AUCGUGACAAAAAACCAGUCGGUUGUUGUUCGUUGUUGUGUUCAGACUCGGUUGUCGUCUUGCAUUUGAGUCGUUGGGGUUCAGCUAAUAAAUUGAAAGAAUAAAGAAGAACAUCAUCUGUCAAUAAGAAAGUGAAAAUUAGAAUUUUUUGGAAUUCUUGGCUUGCUAUUUUGUGUGAUAGAACCGAAGAAAUAGUGAAAGAACAUGUCUAAGCCACAAUCAGAUGCUGAUAGACGCAAGCAAAUAUCCGUACGCGGAAUUGCCGAGGUCGGAAAUGUCACCGAAGUGAAAAAGAAUUUCAAUCGCCACUUGCAUUACACCCUGGUCAAGGAUCGUAAUGUAGCCACUUUGAGGGAUUACUAUUUUGCCUUGGCCAAUACCGUUAAGGACAACAUGGUUGGCCGUUGGAUUCGUACACAACAGCACUACUAUGAAAAGGAUCCCAAGCGUGUCUACUACCUAUCCUUGGAAUACUACAUGGGUCGCUCUCUAACAAAUACCAUGAUCAAUUUGGGCGUUCAAAGCGAAUGCGAAGAGGCCAUGUACCAAUUGGGUUUGGACAUUGAAUCCCUCGAAGAAAUGGAAGAAGAUGCCGGUUUGGGUAAUGGUGGUUUGGGUCGCUUGGCUGCCUGUUUCCUUGAUUCCAUGGCCACACUCGGUUUGGCCGCCUACGGUUAUGGCAUCCGUUAUGAAUACGGUAUUUUCGCCCAAAAGAUAAAGAACGGCGAACAAGUUGAAGAACCCGAUGAUUGGUUGCGUUAUGGUAACCCAUGGGAAAAGGCCAGACCCGAAUUCAUGUUGCCCGUCAAGUUCUACGGUCGUGUCAUUGAUACACCCGAAGGCAAGAAAUGGGUUGACACACAAACUGUUUAUGCCAUGCCCUAUGAUAAUCCCAUUCCUGGUUAUGGCAACAACUAUGUCAACACAUUGAGAUUGUGGUCUGCCAAGUCGCCAAUUGAUUUCAAUUUGAAAUUCUUUAACGAUGGUGAUUACAUUCAAGCCGUGUUGGACCGUAAUUUGGCUGAGAACAUUUCACGUGUCUUGUAUCCCAACGACAACUUCUUCGAGGGCAAGGAAUUGCGUUUGAAACAAGAAUACUUCAUGGUAGCUGCCACAUUGCAGGAUAUCAUCAGACGUUACAAGGCCUCCAAAUUCGGCAGUCGCGAAGCUGUACGCACCAACUUCGAUCACUUCCCCGAAAAGGUUGCCAUUCAAUUGAACGACACCCAUCCCUCUUUGGCCAUUCCUGAGCUCAUGCGCAUCUUGCUUGACGAAGAGCAUUUGGAUUGGGAUAAGGCCUGGGAUAUCACUGUACGUACCUGUGCCUACACCAAUCACACCGUCCUUCCCGAAGCCUUGGAGCGCUGGCCCGUUUCCAUGUUGGAGUCCAUUUUGCCCCGUCACUUGCAAAUCAUCUACCACAUCAACUUCCUGCACUUGGAGAACAUUAAGAAACGCUACCCUGGCGAUUUGGAACGCAUGCGCCGCAUGUCUUUGGUUGAAGAAGAUGGUGAGAAACGCAUCAACAUGGCCCAUUUGUCCAUUGUGGGUUCACAUGCUGUGAACGGUGUGGCUGCCAUCCACUCCCAAAUUUUGAAGGACGACUUGUUCAAUUUGUUCUACCAAAUGGAACCCCACAAGUUCCAGAACAAGACCAACGGUAUUACCCCCCGUCGUUGGUUGUUGAUGUGCAAUCCCGGCUUGUCUGAUUUGAUCAGCGAAAAGAUUGGCAACGAAUGGCCCGUCCAUUUGGAUCAAUUGGUUGCCUUGAAGAAGUGGGCUAAGGAUCCCAACUUCCAACGUGAGGUUGCCCGUGUCAAGCAAGAAAACAAAUUGAAAUUGGCCCAAAUCUUGGAGAAAGACUAUGGCGUCAAAGUAAAUCCCGCCUCCAUGUUCGACAUCCAAGUCAAGCGUAUCCACGAAUACAAACGUCAAUUGUUGAACUGCUUGCACAUCAUUACUUUGUACAAUCGCAUCAAGAAGGACCCCACAGCCCAGUUCGCUCCUCGUACCAUUAUGAUUGGUGGCAAGGCUGCCCCUGGUUACUAUGUUGCCAAGCAGAUCAUCAAAUUGAUCUGUGCCGUUGGCAAUGUCGUCAACAACGAUCCUAUUGUUGGUGAUAAGCUCAAGGUUAUCUUCUUGGAGAACUACCGCGUCACCUUGGCCGAAAAGAUUAUGCCAGCCGCUGAUUUGUCUGAGCAAAUUUCCACCGCUGGUACUGAAGCCUCUGGUACCGGUAACAUGAAAUUCAUGUUGAACGGUGCCCUCACCAUUGGUACCCUGGACGGUGCUAAUGUUGAAAUGGCCGAAGAAAUGGGCAAUGAAAACAUCUUCAUCUUCGGUAUGACCGUUGAUCAAGUUGAGGCCCUCAAGAAGAAGGGUUACAAUGCCUACGAUUACUACAACAGCAAUCCUGAGAUCAAGCAGUGCGUUGAUCAAAUUGCUGGUGGCUUCUUCAGCCCUGGUAAUCCCAAUGAGUUCAAGAACAUUGCUGAUAUUUUGUUGAAAUACGAUCACUACUACCUAUUGGCUGAUUAUGAAGCUUACAUUAAGGCCCAGGAUAAGGUUUCUCAAACAUAUCAGAAUCAAGCCAAAUGGUUGGAGAUGUCCAUUCACAACAUUGCUUCCAGUGGUAAAUUCUCCUCGGAUCGUACCAUUGCCGAAUAUGCUCGUGAAAUCUGGGGCGUUGAACCCACCUGGCAAAAAUUGCCCAGUCCAGAAGACGGACCCGCCAACUAAAGUGUCUAUUUUCUUUCGAAAGAGAAAAAUACACAUUUUUUAAUUAUUAUAAAUAAUAACUAAUUAAUUUAAGU
Molecule: messenger RNA, 2813 nt
Organism: Musca vetustissima
Lineage: Eukaryota; Metazoa; Arthropoda; Insecta; Diptera; Muscidae
Product: glycogen phosphorylase
Exons: 4
Coding region: 205-2739 (844 amino acids)
Biological process (GO): glycogen catabolic process
Cellular component (GO): cytoplasm
Molecular function (GO): pyridoxal phosphate binding; glycogen phosphorylase activity
Source: RefSeq, a predicted model, not a curated record